GAUUCUGAAGGGCGGGAAUGAAGGCAAAUAGGAUAUUCAACAGCAACAACGACAACAAUAAAUAAAAAAAAGUCCGUGAAGGUUGUCGCCAGCUUAAUCAAAUCUCUCUAGAAAGCCACCUGAACCUGACACUGCACUAACUUCCGCAGCACGGAGCCAGUGACCUCGAAAAUUACCCCGGUGCGCACUAAAUUUUCCGAGCCCGCACCUUUUCAUCUCUAUAUAGUCAGUCGGCAUCGGGUCGGGAAAGGGAGAUUCCGUCGAGAUUAUUCGGCUUAAUCCGACUAAUCACUUCGCGCUUCGGAGAUUUUUCGAGUUUGAAAGAGAGAGAGAAAGAGAGGGAGACAGAGAUAGAAAGAGAAAUAAAUUGCAUACAUGCGGGGUUCCGGACCGGAUGCCAUGUCGUCGACUGACGAGUGGGACGACGACCACUUCCGGGUCACGGCGGAGAAGAUGAGCGAACCCUCUGUUGAGGGUUGCUACGACUCCACCUUCCCGUACGAAAGUUGCCGCAAAAUGAGGUCUGAUCGUUCCGUGGGUGACACGUAUUCCAUCAUCACGGAGGAUCCUUUCAUGAAAGGCGAUUGCGCGGAAAUCAGCAGCCGCAUGAACCGGAAGGAUCCUCUCGCGAAAGUGCUUCCGAGAAGUUCGGAUUUUCUCUCCUCGUUUCUCAGUCAACGCGGCGGCGGCUCGGGCAACUUUGAUUCGAUGAUGGCCAGGUCAAUAACGGAUUCUCACGACGAUCCCGACGAUCGAGGUCAUCUUUUCGGUGAUCAGUUGAUGGUGACGCAAGACUUUUCUGCGGGUCGCACGUCCAAAGACUUUGAAACGUUGCAACAGGCUUCACUCGCUGUUGACGCGACAGCCAUGAAUAUUCGGGAGCUGGCUGACGAGAUUUCGAAGCCACCGGACGCCAGUCGUUCCCAUGAAUUUUUAGAUGGCUUGAAAAAGGUUAUCCAGAGAAUCGGAACUGCCUACGAUGACCUCGUUCAACCCGCAGAGUUGAGUUUCAAGUUCGCAGAUUUCUACCAGCCUCCAUUGAAUAUGGAAUGUCACUUUUCUCCUCAUGCAACUUUGCUCUUGGUCGGUCCAGACGAUGCUGGAAAAUUGAAUUUUGCAAUCGAGAGCUUCCUUACGGAAGAGUCAGUGGCACGGGAAGUGCGAAAAUGGUUUGCACACAGCGGAAGUGGAUCGAAAAAGGACGUCCUCGUUUUAACUCACGGGAAGCGUAAUUGUUUGGUCGGAAAAGUAGAUUCAGCGCCGUUCCAGUCUUCAGAAACUAAAAAGAUAGUCGCUGACACCUUGUCACAAACUCAAACUGCGAAACAAGCUGUCAUUUUAUGCUGCAAAUCCGACGCAUUGAUCAAUGUGACUCUGUUUUGCCUCAGAAGCUUCCGAGCAGGGUCAUUAGAUGAAUCCCAGCAGAGCUCUGUGGAGCAAAGAGCCGAAGACACCAAACAAGAUGGAGUCAAGAAUCCUGCCUACAGCGACCCAGCCCUCUUACGAACGUUUCGCAUUGCCAAAUCAGUCGACAAAAUUUGCGUGUUCGUUAACCUCUGCAGCCGUGUGCCGAAUCUCGGCCCAGAUUUCUUUCAUCUCUUGGACUGUCUCAGCACUUUUCGGCACAAGGCUGCGUUUGUGGCUGGGGCAAAUUUGCCAAUCCAUCGAUUAUCGCAAUCGCCGAGCUCCAAGUCUUCCACUGCAAAUUUCCUGUACGUUGCUGAACAAACAGCGGAUUUGAGCAGUUCGGCGGGUGUUGAGCAAACUUACCGAACUCUGACGCGCGAAGGUUACGAGUUGUUCGCUUAUGCAGUUUCUCGAAGCUUUGCCAAUUGCACGCCGCUGAUUUUCGUCACGUUGAACAAGCAUUGGCUGCCGGGCUCAGGUUCGAUGGAGAGUUUCGAGAGGAUCGGCACUAAAUUCGAUUUGAAGAAGUUUCUGGGGAUCGAAAGAAGUGUU
Messenger RNA from Notodromas monacha, 1959 nucleotides. Lineage: Eukaryota; Metazoa; Arthropoda; Ostracoda; Podocopida; Cyprididae. The record is from the annotation of a GenBank genome assembly.